Messenger RNA from Guyanagaster necrorhizus, 1776 nucleotides. RefSeq names its product aryl-alcohol-oxidase from pleurotus Eryingii. The transcript is spliced from 11 exons. The coding region runs from base 1 to 1776 and encodes 591 amino acids. The record is from RefSeq and is a predicted model, not a curated record. Gene Ontology annotation, molecular function: oxidoreductase activity, acting on CH-OH group of donors; flavin adenine dinucleotide binding. NCBI's taxonomy places the organism in Eukaryota, Fungi, Basidiomycota, Agaricomycetes, Agaricales, Physalacriaceae.
AUGCGAUUUUUGGCAGCGCUUUUGGCUUUGUAUCUUAUCAGACCGAGUCUGUGUGCCAUCUACAAUAGCUUCGCAGAACUACCGCAGAACUUAACGUUCGACUUUGUCAUUGUCGGUGGUGGGACUGCAGGGAACGUUGUCGCGAAUCGACUUACAGAAAACUCAUCGUUUUCUGUUCUUGUCUUGGAGGCUGGACCGUCGCCCGAAGGUUUGAUUAAUCACACAGUGCCGUUCUUCAAUAUCUUCCUCCGAAGUGAAAACCCUUGGGACUGGAAUUAUACGGCCGUCAGUCAGGUGGGGUUUAAUGGGCGCGCACUACAUUAUCCUAGGGGAAGAAUUCUAGGUGGCUGCUCCUCUAUGAACGGAAUGGAAUACCUUCGCGGUUCAUCUGAAGAUUAUGAUCGAUAUGCAGAUGUGACCCAAGACCCGGGCUGGUCAUGGAACGGAAUUCAGCCAUAUAUUCGUAAAAAUGAACAUUGGACACCGCCGACUGACCAUCACAAUAUAACGGGCCAAUUCAACCCUGCCGUUCAUGGCUUUCAUGGUAUAAAUUCUGUUAGCUUAGCAGGCUUCCCUUCUGCGAUCCAGAACCAGGUCAUACUGACGACUCAGGAGCUGGCCGAAGAAUUUCCUUUCAACCUCGACUCCAAUUCCGGAUAUCAACUCGGUGUCGGCUGGGAGCAAUCAACCAUAAAGCAUGGUAAACGAAGCAGCUCUUACACCUCAUACUUAGGGCCAGAGUUUAUCGGACGUCCAAACCUGCAUGUUCUGCUGAACGCGCAGGUAACUCGGUUAUCACAAACCGCCUCCGAUCCGCCAGAGUUUCUCACCGUCGAAUUUGCAGAAAGCCGGGAUGCGCCGCGGCUGCAAGUGACAGCGUCCAAAGAAGUUAUCGUUUCUGCCGGUUCUUUGGAAACUCCAAAGCUAUUGCUCAAUUCCGGUAUUGGCAAUGCAAGCGACCUCGCGGCUUUGGGUUUGGAGACUCUGGUUGAUCUACCAGACGUUGGGAAGAAUCUUUCCGUUAUGAUAAUGCUCAAUCUUGCAUAUUUUGUGAACUCGACAGACACGUUUGACGAUGUCAUUCGCAACGUGACGAGAAGGGAUGAGCUCCUCCUUCAGUGGACCGAGACAGGUGGUGCUGGACUGUUAGGGAAUGGUUUUGGCAGCCAUCACAUCUACACGAGGAUUCUGAGCAAUUCAACAAUAUUCGAAAACUCUCCAGAUCCAGCCGCUGGGCCCAAUACGGCUCAUAUCCAAUCUGGCACAUCGAACGGUAACAUUUCACCUCCGCCGGAAGGUCAUUUUAUGUCCAUGAGCGUCACUCUGAACACACCCACUUCGAGGGGAAGUAUACUGCUCAAUACCACAGAUGGAUUUGACCAGCCUCUGAUCGAUUUUGGGGCCCUCAGCACUGAUUUCGACAUAUUCGCCCUCAAAGAAGGUAUCAGAAGCGCCCAGCGCUUUCUCGGUACACGCGCGUGGGACGGAUACAUUCUUGACUCGCUGAACAACAUCACGACGAGCUCCACAGACGCUGAGCUGGAAGCCUUCAUCCAUGCUAACUCUGCUCCAGAUGGCCAUAUCGUUGCGACGGCCAGUAUGUCGCCAAAAGCAGCCACGCACGGAGUUGUUGAUCCAGAUUUGAGAGUGAAAGGGACCGGAAAACUUCGCGUUGUCGAUGGAUCUAUCUUGCCAUUUGUCCCGUCAGCAAAUACACAAUUCGCGGUUUACAUCGUGGCUGAGAGAGCGGCUGAUUUAAUCAAAGCGGCAUGGUAA